CAAACUCUUCAAAUGAAGUGUUAAUACACACACAUACGCAUCUUAGUAGUUCUUUUUUGGUACUUAUUAUUGUCUAGCUUUUUAAUAUCAGAGUUAUCAUCAUCAUGGCCAAUGAGAGAGUUAUUCCUUCAGCAACUAUACCUGUAGAAAGUGUUCCACCUCGUGGUGGUUUCAGGCAAGAUACCACCGUGAACGGUAGUAGAAAAUCCAUACUCAGCAGCUGGUGUGGCGGUGAUGAUCAGUGGUCCGCCAUGGAAGAAGGAGCACUCGCCAAAGCAAACUCUAGCUCAAGGAAAGGCCCUCCUGUAGUUUCACUCGCAAGAAAGAUUGGAGCUGAGUUCGUAGGCACUCUAAUGCUGAUCUUUGCGGCCACAGCCAUAGCCAUUUUGAACCCGAACACAAAGGAUCCCGAGACUCUGAUGGUGGUGGCUGUGGCCACCGGUCUGACUGUGAUGAUAAUCAUCUUCUCUACCGGCCACAUCUCCGGGGCCCAUCUGAACCCAGUUGUCACUAUCGCCUUCGCUGCCCUGAAGCACUUCCCAUGGAGACAGGUGCCGAUGUAUAUCGGGGCUCAAGUGUUGGGGUCUCUAUGCGCUGCAUUUGCACUAAAGGCAGUGUUUCAUCCCCUAACGGGAUCGGGCGGUGUGACUGUUCCUGCGGUGGCUAAUGGGCAAGCUUUUGCUUUGGAGUUCAUUGUUACCUUCAUUCUCAUGUUUGUUAACAUGGCCGUCGCCACUGAUACUAGAGCUGUGGGAGAGUUGGCUGGAAUUGCAGUGGGAGCAACUGUGAUGCUCAAUAAUUUUAUUGCUGGGGCAAGAUCAGGAGCUUCAAUGAACCCAGUGAGAACUCUAGGGCCAGCUGUGGCUGCACACAACUACACAGCAAUAUGGAUCUAUUUCCUUGCGCCACUUCUCGGAGCUCUUUUCGGCGCCGCCACUUACACCGCCAUUAAGCUGCCGGAGGAAGACGGCGAGGAUGGAGAGAAGCCCGCUAGGGCAAGAAGCUUCUCCCGGAGUUGAUCAUAUGAUCAUGAGAUGAAACAAACAAGAACCAAUUAAGAUGAUGAUGAUGAUGAUGAUGAAGAACUAAGUAUAAUUAUUAUAUAUGUAUUACUAUGCGUACGUGUGCGGUUUACCGUAAUAUAUUUAUAUAUAUAUAGUAUGUAACAUCUAUAUAUAUGUAUGUAUACUGCUACGUACUGAAUUUGAUCAUGUAAUGCUAGCUAGUGAUGAGUAGAGAUACAUAUAUAUACGAUGUUAAUAAGGUCACUAGCCUAGAAGCUAAGCGUGCAUGUUGUCCUGAAGCAUUAAUUGUCCCUGUAUAAUAUUUAUUAAUGAUAUAUGGGAACAAGAUUUUACCAUA
Humulus lupulus (European hop) is the source of this 1362-nucleotide messenger RNA. RefSeq names its product aquaporin NIP6-1-like. Gene Ontology annotation, biological process: transmembrane transport. The transcript has 5 exons. The coding region runs from base 105 to 1019 and encodes 304 amino acids. The record is from RefSeq and is a predicted model, not a curated record. Lineage: Eukaryota; Viridiplantae; Streptophyta; Magnoliopsida; Rosales; Cannabaceae. Gene Ontology annotation, cellular component: membrane. Gene Ontology annotation, molecular function: channel activity.